This is a messenger RNA of Volvox carteri f. nagariensis, 771 nucleotides long. RefSeq lists its product as uncharacterized. Gene Ontology annotation, cellular component: membrane. Bases 41 to 517 code for a protein of 158 amino acids. NCBI's taxonomy places the organism in Eukaryota, Viridiplantae, Chlorophyta, Chlorophyceae, Chlamydomonadales, Volvocaceae. The record is from RefSeq and is a predicted model, not a curated record. The transcript has 3 exons. Gene Ontology annotation, biological process: vesicle-mediated transport.
CGUCUGGGCUAUUCAACUAAUCAGGCAGUGAAUUGAAAACAUGUUGGACAAAUUCAAGCAGGCUGUGGGUUUGCAGGAGCAGGAGGAGAAGGGGCUCAUGGGGCAAAUAGAUGAGGCGAUGACCUUAUCAUGGAGAAAUCGCUUGAUAGGGUUCGGGUGCUGCUUUGGCUUUGGCUGUCUCUUGACCAUCAUAUCCAUUCCCAUGCUGUGGACUGUGCAAAUUACCAAGUUCGCUAUCCUGUAUUCGGUCGGCAGCGUUGUCAGCGUUAUGAGCACUCUCUUCCUAAUGGGGCCCGUGAAGCAAUGCCAGCGUAUGUUUGAGGAAAAGCGCAUCCUCGCUACUAUCGUCUACAUCGCCGCAAUUGCUGGUACACUAGCUGUCGCCUUUACCACGGGAAACGCCGGGUUGUGCCUCAUCAUGCUGGUGAUCCAAUUGCUGGCCCUUAUCUGGUACUGCGUCACCUGGAUACCGGGAGGGCAGGCGGCUCUCAAGAGCAUCAUCUUCCGCAGCGGCUGAGGCUCCUGGGGACCUGGGGACUACCAGGGCGCAGAUGUAAUGGUGGAUGGAAAGUGGCGAGGCAGCAGCACCAGCAACACCAGCACAGGCGACGAAUUGUUGGAAAUGGUGACGGCACCCCAAACCCACCAUAUUGCGAUGGGGGGUGAAAUAGCUGCAGGGGGGGACAUCGCCCAACGCGGUAAUGUUGUUUGGGCAGCAGCUGCAGGACUUGGAGCGUAGCGAGGAAGCGUCGCUUUCUUUGUGCUGCAGCG